AUGGCUGCCAGUCAAGGAUUGAAUGACGACCUAAUCAGUUCUAUCUUAAAUCACGAAUCUGGUGAUGAAGAAGAGGGAGAUGUGAUAAAUCAAAGUCAGUUAGCAGAAUUAUCUGAUGAUGAACCCGAUGGUCUUAUAGAAGAUUUUCGCAUAAACGAAGACGAAGAUGCUGUUUUUGAUACCUGUGAGAAAGCACCUACGGAUUCGGCCUUAGACACAGAGAUUGAUAAUAGUGAUGAUGAGAUGACUUUACAUGAAUUAUCACAAGAUUUGAGAAGGAAAGGAAAAGUAAAAGUUUUAGAGGUGCCAAGGGUUCUUUAUGGAAAAGGAAAGAAUAAGAGACAUAAAUGGAGUGGUGAACAACCAAUAAGACGUCGCAUUGCUCAACGAAACAUCAUUUUGCAUGUGAUGGGUAACAAGGGCGCAGCUAAAGAUAUUACAAAUCCGAUACAGGGUUGGUCUCUUUAUUUUACCAAUGAAGUAUUGGGCAAAAUUGUAGAACACACAAAUGCGGAAAUUGCAGUACAGCAAAAGAAUUAUAAAGGUUUUCAAGAAGAAGAGGGUGAAGAAGUUAUCGGAUCAUCGUCAAGCACGCUUUCGUUUGUAAAACUGGUAUCACUGACUGAAUUAAAGGCCUUAUUCGGCCUUUAUUAUUUAGCAGGCGUUUUCAAAAUGAAUGAUAUGAACACCAAGGAAAUCUUUGACAAACAUUCUGGAGUGGCACUUUUUAGAGCUACAAUGAGCCGUUGUAGAUUUGAGUUUUUGACAAACUGUCUUCGGUUUGACGACAAACAGACUCGUGAAGAACGUCGUGUAAACGAUCGCUUGGCCCCAAUCAGAGAGAUUUUUGAUCAAAUUAUUGUAAGUUGUGAAGAAUUAUACUCGCCAUCUGAUUGUUGCACUAUUGACGAACAACUAUUGUCAUUCCGUGGGCGAUGUCUCUUCAAAAUGUAUAUACCUUCAAAACCAGAUAAGUACGGGAUUAAAAUUUUAAUGAUUUGUGAUGCAAAAACCGCUUACAUGUUGAAAGCUAUUGUGUAUGUAGGUCAGACAAAUGCACCGCCAAACUUAUCAAUUCCUGAGUAUUAUGUUGUUGAACUUUCAAGGCCAAUAGAAAGGUCUCGUCGUAAUAUUACGAUGGAUAAUUGGUUCACCAGCAUCCCCUUAGCCAAGAAAUUACUAGAAAAAGACUUGACCUUGGUUGGAACGACACGCAAAAAUAAGAGUGAGAUACCACAAUCAUUUUUAGAGUUAACAGGUCGUGAACAAAAUACUGCUAUGUUUGCAUAUGAUGGAGCGCUAACACUUUUAUCAUAUUGUCCACCUAAAAAAUCUCAUAAAAAAGUUGUGAUUAUGCUUUCAACUCUCCAUGAUACUCCAGAUAAAAGCAACGAAGUUCAAUUGCCAGAAAUUAUACAUUUUUAUAACAAAACAAAAGGAGGGGUGGACGUUUUCGACGCAAUGGCCAAAAAAUACUCUGUCCAAAGAAAAACCAAACGUUGGCCAUUGGCCUUAUUUUAUGGGUUGUUGAAUGCAGUGGGUAUUAACUCCUGGGUCCUCUACAAGUGUUCAAGAGCAAAUAAUAAAGCAAACAUAAAGUUCAGACGCACUUUUUUGAAAAAAUUAGGCUUAGGUCUCAUUGGUGAACAUUUGGAGGAACGUUUUCAAAAACCGAUUUUGAGGAGGGAUAUAAAAGAUUCCAUUGCAGCUAUCCUCAAAAAAACACCGGAUUUUCCCAGGUCUGUUCCUGUACAGCAGACACAAGGACGUUGUGGCUUUUGUCCAAGAUCUAAAGACAGAAAAAGUAAAACGAUGUGCCAUAAGUGUAAAAUACCCAUUUGUUUGGAACAUCAGAUUAAAGUCUGUGAAAAAUGCUCAAUUUAA
Molecule: messenger RNA, 1884 nt
Organism: Melitaea cinxia (Glanville fritillary)
Lineage: Eukaryota; Metazoa; Arthropoda; Insecta; Lepidoptera; Nymphalidae
Product: piggyBac transposable element-derived protein 4-like
Exons: 1
Coding region: 1-1884 (627 amino acids)
Source: RefSeq, a predicted model, not a curated record